GAGGAGAAGGAGGAAGAGGAAGAUGUGUCUGGGCCAGAUGGCUGUGGUGCUGCUUCUCCUUCAGCACACCUCCGCGUGCCAGGAGCUCACCUGUUUCGCGGACUACAUCCAGCGACUGGAAUGCACAUGGGGAAGUGGCCUCAGCCCAGCUCACAGGGCCCAGUACAACCUCACCGCACAGUGGAACUGUGGAGAUGGUGGGAGCUGCUCCUUCAACCUCACUGCCAGCAACGCCACCCACGCGCGCUAUGCCUGCUUCUCCGAGCAGAAGCUCUGCUUUGCCACCAACACUUUUCAGGUCAGCAUCGCCACAACUCCUGCGGAGGAACCUUUGCGGCUGCCCCGAGAUUGCAACAGGAAGUUCCUGUUCCAGAAUCACAUUAAGCCAUAUCCGCCAAUCCACCUGGCCGCAGCUGCCUCGUCUGCCGGCUACACCCUUUCUUGGGAGACCAAGUACCUGGACCCUGAGUACCACUUACUGAGCGACAACCUGCAGUAUGAGUUGCGGUACAAGGAAAAAGUCCAGCCCUGGCAGGGGCAGAGCCAGAAAUCCCCCCUGCAGAACCUACACAGUUUACAGCUUCUGCCCCAGGAGUUGGAGCAGGACACCGAGUAUGAGUUCCAGGUGCGCUCAAGGCCGGCCUCUCCUUACCAGGGAACGUGGAGUGACUGGAGCCCCCUUGCCUCCUUCAAGACCACACACAAGGCUUCGGAGCCUGGCGCAGUCCAAUGGCUGGAGGUGUUCUUACUGGUGCUCAGCUCCAUUGUUGCCCUCAUGGCCUUCCUGGGGUGCCACCAGAGGUUGUGGAAGAAGAUGGACUGUUUCACCCCCAGCCCAGCCCCCUUCUUCCAGCCCCUCAAUGGAGACUUCAAGAAAUGGGUGGGCACUCCUUGCUCUAGAACCACCCUCGAUGCCUUUGAGUGGGGCAUAGUUGUCUCAGAGUUGUUUGCCAUUGGACCCAAGCGCCUCCUCCUGAGCUGUGCCGAGGGAGACCGGAAUGAUGGCCGGAAUGGGCAGCCUCCAGUGUCCGCUCCGCUCCUACCAGAACACUUGCAGGCCUUUGCCAAGGGUUGCAAUGCCACCUGGGAGCAGGGCUAUGGCCACCUCUCCAUUGGCACCGUCAUGGUGGCGGAGGAUUUUGCAACCCAUUGCUCCCAGUGCAGCAGCGCCCACCCGUGCUGGGCCCUGGAGGAGGAGCUGCAGGAGCAGAUGGAAACCAGCGAGAAGGAUGCCUAUCGCGGCCUGCAGUUCGACAGCAGCAGCAGCAGCCUUGGUCUGGGCUCCGGCUGUUUGCUACUGGGGAACGAGACGCCCCUGCAGGACUCCUUUCCCUCUGGGCCAGCCUCCUGGACAAGCCACCCCCUCUUUGGCUCUCCCCCAGGGGCCCCGGGGGAAUUCUUUGGUCUUCUGCCUGCCCCCUUGCUCCUUGGCCCCUGCCUCUCUGCCCCAGCCCCCGAGGAAGGCCUCUCCUGCCAGAGGCCGCCCUCUCCCGACUGGGAGGGGGAAAGCGACCCCGUCAACAGCCUGGAUCUGGACACCAUGGACAGUGGCUUCGCAGACUGUGAGUGCAGGAGCCCUGGCGAUGGGGAGCUGGCAGAAAUGCCCUCAGGUUGCAGUUGCCACUCUGAGCCCAGCCCUGUUGUGGGGGAACCUGAAAAAGAAGAGUUUCUCCUGCCAAGAUACGUCAAGCAGUGGAUUUAG
This is a messenger RNA of Thamnophis sirtalis, 1702 nucleotides long. It is a transcript of the gene IL21R, whose product is annotated as interleukin 21 receptor. Gene Ontology annotation, cellular component: external side of plasma membrane; membrane. Gene Ontology annotation, biological process: cytokine-mediated signaling pathway. NCBI's taxonomy places the organism in Eukaryota, Metazoa, Chordata, Lepidosauria, Squamata, Natricidae. The record is from RefSeq and is a predicted model, not a curated record. Gene Ontology annotation, molecular function: protein binding; cytokine receptor activity.